This is a messenger RNA of Acanthamoeba castellanii str. Neff, 216 nucleotides long. RefSeq lists its product as uncharacterized. NCBI's taxonomy places the organism in Eukaryota, Discosea, Longamoebia, Acanthamoebidae. Bases 1 to 216 code for a protein of 71 amino acids. The record is from RefSeq and is a predicted model, not a curated record. The transcript has 2 exons.
AUGGCCAUCAUCCACCCGUACCUGGUCGAGCACAGCCAGGUCUAUCCGCGAGCCUCCAGAAGAAUCGAGCAGGGGCGCCAGAGCACCGCGCUGGCGUAUGUCAAGCCACCCAUCGUGUCCCUCAAAACAGAGACGAUUGGGCGGGAGGGAGUGGAGCCUGAUGUUGUCUCGGCCGCCGGCGUUGUACCACAAGCCAUCAAGCUGCCGAGCGAGUGA